AUGGCGAGGGGAAGAGGACGAGGUCGGAAGCAAUUGGCUCAGGGUGAUUUUGCGGUAGCGGAGACGUCUCGUUCGGUGGUUAUUCAUGGUGAAGAGAAGGAGGGUGAGGAUGUGGAGGAUCUGGAGGAUGACGAUGAGAAAAGGUCCUCUGAUCCAGAUUUGGGAAGCUUGGAAAAGGGAUUUGAUGAGAAGGAAAGAAUGGGUGUGGAAUUAGAUGGGACUGGUGUUGAGAUUCAAGGAGAUCAUGGAUCUAUUGAUUCAAAAGGAGUUGAGGGAUUUCAUACUGGAAUGGUUGUGAAACCUUGGAUUGCCCUUUUUGCGGAUAAUCGGCUCAAGGAGGAAGGUAGUGAGCUUAGGUAUGUUUCUCCUUCUGUGGCUAAUGGCCGAAGAAUAGUUAAUUUUCAUUCUGAUGAGCUAAUUCAGGAGGAGAAAUUAUGGAAGAAUGCUUUUUUGGUUUGUGUCUAUGGUUUGCAACCAAGAUUAGAGAGAUUCAAUGUCUUUGCUCAUGCUAGGUGGAAGAAAUAUGGAGUUGUGAGUGUAUCAAGGGUUAAUGCUGAUCUCUUCAUGGUCAAAUUUUCCAGUGAAUCAGGUGGUGAACAAAUGAUGAAAGAAGGCCCAUUUACCUUUGAUAACCAUCCAGUUGUGGUGAAAAAAUGGCAGCCUAGGUUUAGCUUUGAUACUGCAAUUUGUGCUCUUCCUAUAUGGAUCCAACUUCCGGGGCUACCAUGGGAGUUUUGGCCUAUUGAUAUGCUCAGCAAGAUUGGGAGUGUAUGUGGAAGGCCAAUGUAUUGUGAUAAGUGUACUUUGUCUAAAGUGAAGUUGGGAUUUGCAAGAAUUUUGGUGGAGAUGGACUCUUCAGGUGAUUUCCCUGAUUUAAUAGAUUUAAUUGAUGAACAAGGAAAUGUAUUUCGGCAGAAAGUGGUCUAUGAGUGGAAACCUUCAGUGUGUUCCAUUUGUAGGAGAUUUGGGCACUUGGGGAAAGAUUGUAAGAAUAACAGGCAAGAGAAAAUGGUGUGGAGGGUGAAGCCAGUACAACAAUCUGGAAAAAGCUUUGUGGAUAUUAGUUUGAAAGUGAAUGCUCAGGAGAAAUCUGAUAUAUUUGAGGUGGAAUCUGGGAGUGCUGAAUUGGUCAAGUGUGAUGUGGGGCAGAAUGUAGGCAAAGAAGUUUGGAGAGAUAUAGUUAAGGGAAAGGAUGUUAUUUCUAAAGGGAAUUAUGGAUCUUCCCAGCUUAAGAAAGGGGAUCAGGUGAAGAGUACAUCAAUUACUAGCAACACUAAAGUAGAUUUGAAGAAUGUUGUAAUUACAGGAGAUAAAUCAUACAAAAAAUGGGGUGCUCAGAUGAGUGAUGUGGGCCAGGGUGACAUUCAGAAAAAUAACAACAGUUUUGGUAUUUUAGAUGGAUUAGGAGGAAGAGCUGGUGAACCCUCUCUUGCUGGUAUGAAUUAUGGGGCUGAUGGUAGGAAGAGCAGAGGACUAAAUAGUCCUCUAAAGCAAUCAGAGUUGAGAGCUCUGGUUGCUAGAUAUAGAAUUGUGCUUAUGGGUGUUUUGGAGACUAGAGUAAGAGAGGAGAAUAGGGAAGAUGUGUGGGCCAAACUCAAUUUAGGUCACUGGAAGUUAGAACACAACUACUUGAUCAGUAGUCAAGGGAGAAUUUGGGUGAUGUAUGAUGCCAAGGUAGUUACUCUAAUGGUUGUUGGGAAAAGUUCACAGUAUAUCCACUGUAAAGUUACCUGGGGUGAGGGUGAUUUUAAUGCCAUUUACAGCAAUGAUGAUAGAAUGGGGGGUGUUCCAGCGAAUAAGGAGGCAACAAAUGAGUUUCAGAAUUGGAUUUUGGGGCUAGACCUGGUGGAGUGUAGUGUCUCUGAUCACUGUGGAUUAUUGGUUGAUGUUCAGAGUAAUAGAAGGAAUACAAAAGUGCCUUUUAGAUUCUUUAAUAUGUGGUGUGACCACCCUGACUUUAAUAAGAUUGUUGAGAAGGUAUGGUGUACUCCUGUGAGUGGACGGGCUAUGUACAAGGUGUACUACAAGCUAAAGUUACUUAGAUCUGAAUUACGAAAACUUAAUAGGAGAGGGUUUGAUAAUAUCUCAGGCAGAGUUCUGAAAUGCAGAGAUGAAUUGGAGGCAGUUAGGUCCAGACUGCAAUUGGAUCCUUUUAAUGUGGAGAUUCAAAGAGAGGAAAGGAUGGGGAUUAAUGAAUUGCAAAGAACAUUGCAGCAGAGGAAAGCAAGGAAUUGCAUAAAACAUUUGGUACUUCCUAAUGGGGAGGAGUGUAUAGAUCAGGCUGCAAUUCAAGAAGCCAUAGUUAGGCAUUUUAAGGAGUUCUUGGGAAGUGAAAAAGAUAGAAAAAAUACUUUUGACAGAACUGGAUUUAUGACUAAACUAGUCCCAGUAGAGGAAUGGGAGAUGCUGUGCAGUCCAGUGAAGGCUGAGGAAGUUAGAGAAGCGUUAUGGAGUAUCAAGGAUGAUAAGUGCCCAGGUCCUGAUGGGUUCAACAGUGUUUUCUUCAAAAAAACAUGGGGCAUUGUUGAUAUUGGCAAGAAGGUUGAGAGGUGUUUUAGGGAAGAUAGUUCAUAUGAAUCAGUCUGCAUUUAUUCCUGGGAGGCAGAUAUCUGA
Molecule: messenger RNA, 2613 nt
Organism: Dioscorea cayenensis subsp. rotundata (Guinea yam)
Lineage: Eukaryota; Viridiplantae; Streptophyta; Magnoliopsida; Dioscoreales; Dioscoreaceae
Exons: 6
Coding region: 1-2613 (870 amino acids)
Source: RefSeq, a predicted model, not a curated record